CAACUUUCAGUCGUGUUCGGUGGGUGCCAUAGCUGGUCAUUUUCUUAUCUCACAGUGUAACAAAUAUAUUUUUUUCCUUAAAAUAUGAGACACUUCCAGAUCCUUGUGGCAGGAUUAACAUUAACGUUAGCAAAUGCUCAAUUCAAAUGUCCAGCCAAAGAUGGACAAUACGAAGAUUCUCGACAGUGUGAUAAAUAUUAUGAGUGCAUCGAUGGAGAAGCCACCGCUAAAUUAUGUCCAGAUGGUUUGGUAUUCGACCAACUCAUCAGGAAGAGGAACAAAUGUGAUAAUCCUUUCAACGUAGACUGCGGAGACCGAACUGAACUACAGCCGGCCCAGCCCAAAGGCGUGUGCCCACGACAAAACGGCUUCUUCGCACAUGAAAACCCUGCCGUGUGCAACAAGUUCUACAACUGCAUCCACGGCGAGCACAUCGAAACGGUCUGCACGGCCGGCCUCCAUUUUGACGAAUUCUCUGGAAUCUGCGUGUGGCCUGACACCGCUGGAAGAGAAGGCUGUGAUGCUGCUGCAAACACAAUUUUGAAGGACGGCUUCACAUGUCCCACCGAUGCCCAAAAAGACGCCAACGGCAACAUUGCCGUGCAUCCCAAAUACGCUCAUCCUACCGACUGCCAAAGAUUUUACGUGUGCUUGAACGGAGUCGAACCACGUGAUUUGGGAUGCCAAGUCGGCGAGGUUUACAACGAAGACAGUCAAAGAUGCGAUGCUCCCGAAAACGUUCCUGGAUGUGAGGAUUGGUAUAAGGAUGAACCAUCUGCACCACCAUCAGCGAAACAAGGGAAAAAAGCCUAAAUUAAAUUAUUAUUAAAUUAGUUUUUGUAUUCGUUGAACAUAUCACUUUCUAAUAAAAAUAAACAAAUACAACA
This is a messenger RNA of Phaedon cochleariae (mustard beetle), 887 nucleotides long. NCBI's taxonomy places the organism in Eukaryota, Metazoa, Arthropoda, Insecta, Coleoptera, Chrysomelidae. The record is from the annotation of a GenBank genome assembly.